AUGUUAGAGUUUUUGACGGUCGCACAGUAUCGGGUCAUGGUCGAAGAGCAAUGGCCAUCGAGGGAUCCUCGUCUCUCGCUGGAGAAUUCCACCACUCUAACGCACGCGAAAACAUGGUUAUCGUGCAUUGAGACGUCAAACUGCCUGGGAUGCCACGCCGACGUUGAUAGCUUCCAGUACCGAAAGCUCGAUAAUGGUGCUGCCACUGGCUUCUGCCCGAUGCAGAUCGCCAUGAAGGAUAAUGGCAAGCCCACACCCUCCAACCCUUAG
This is a messenger RNA of Colletotrichum tamarilloi, 270 nucleotides long. RefSeq lists its product as uncharacterized. The transcript has 2 exons. The coding region runs from base 1 to 270 and encodes 89 amino acids. The record is from RefSeq and is a predicted model, not a curated record. NCBI's taxonomy places the organism in Eukaryota, Fungi, Ascomycota, Sordariomycetes, Glomerellales, Glomerellaceae.